This is a messenger RNA of Labrus mixtus (cuckoo wrasse), 4087 nucleotides long. It is a transcript of the gene tial1, whose product is annotated as TIA1 cytotoxic granule-associated RNA binding protein-like 1. The transcript is spliced from 12 exons. The coding region runs from base 146 to 1270 and encodes 374 amino acids. Lineage: Eukaryota; Metazoa; Chordata; Actinopteri; Labriformes; Labridae. The record is from RefSeq and is a predicted model, not a curated record. Gene Ontology annotation, molecular function: mRNA binding.
UGCUCCUUUUCAGAGUGACGUAUCCUGUGCGAUUGUGUCAGGUAGCUUCUGUGCUAGAAACUGUUGUUCACGGUUGUUCACCACGUACUCUGCUGUCCGUUAACUAGCUUGUUAUCAGCGUUUAUUGCUGUCAGUGUUAUCGACCAUGGAUGACGAAACUCACCCCAAAACCUUAUAUGUGGGAAACCUCUCCAGGGAUGUAACAGAAAUAUUGAUACUGCAACUCUUCGCCCAGAUAGGGCCCUGCAAAAGCUGCAAAAUGAUCACAGAGCAUACAAGCAAUGACCCCUAUUGCUUUGUGGAGUUCUUCGAACACAGAGAUGCUGCUGCAGCCCUUGCAGCCAUGAAUGGAAGGAAGAUUUUAGGAAAGGGGGUCAAAGUAAACUGGGCCACCACUCCAAGCAGUCAGAAGAAAGACACGUCCAAUCACUUCCAUGUUUUUGUGGGUGAUUUGAGCCCUGAGAUUACCACUGAUGAUGUCACGGCUGCAUUUGCACCUUUUGGGAAAAUCUCUGAUUCCCGUGUUGUGAAAGACCUGACCACAGGAAAAUCAAAGGGGUAUGGAUUUGUGUCCUUCCACAACAAACUGGAUGCAGAGAACGCUAUCAUUAACAUGGGGGGACAGUGGCUUGGAGGACGCCAAAUCAGGACCAACUGGGCAACACGUAAACCACCAGCUCCUAAGAGUGCCCAUGACGAUGGCCCAAAGCAGCUGAGGUUUGAUGACGUUGUAAAUCAGUCUUGUCCACAGAACUGUACUGUUUACUGUGGAGGCAUCCAGUCAGGACUAUCAGAACACCUAAUGCAACAGACCUUCUCACUGUUUGGUCAAAUAAUGGAAAUAAGAGUUUUCCCAGAGAAAGGAUACUCCUUCAUUAGAUUUUCCACCCAUGACAGUGCUGCACAUGCCAUUGUUUCAGUCAAUGGCACAACCAUUGAAGGUCACAUAGUGAAGUGCUUCUGGGGAAAAGAAUCUCCAGACAUGGCAAAAACUCCACAGCAGGUUGAGUACAGUCAGUGGGGGCAGUGGAACCAUCCCUAUGGAAAUCCACAGCAGCAGUUUGGACAAUAUCUGACCAAUGGGUGGCAAGUUCCCUCCUACAGCAUGUACAGCCAGACAUGGAAUCAGCAAGGAUUUGGAGUAGAGCAGCCGGAGUCAUCAGCCUGGAUGGGAGGCUUUGGAUCACAAUCAGCCCAGACUGAAGACCCGGCCAGUUCUGUCAUGACAAACCUGACCAACUUCAGCAUGGCUGGCUACCAAAUGCAGUAAGCCUGUCCUUGCCUAAGUGGAAUGGCAAAGGGAUUUCCAAAAAAACAUUUUAGACCACGCAACUCUCUUUCAACCUGAAAGCUGAUUUGGUAAAGGAAGGGCAAAAGGAAUGUUCACAAAGCCUUUUUACUUAAUGUUCUCCUCAACAACCAGUUUAACAAGUCUUUUUUCACAUGUCUUCACUUUAAAAUGUUUUGGAUGACAAUGAAUUGUUAAUCAUUGAACAUUCACUUGGGCCUCUGAAGUAAAGUCAAACCAACCAACUUUGACUAGGUAGAUGCUGAAGGAAAUGGCAGACAUUUUUAAUGCUUAGUCCAUGAAAACCAUACCCAGACUGACAUUUGUAGCUUUACCAUACUUACUGUAGAGCGAUCUAAACGGAGAGGAACCCCUGAUGUCUUUCUCCUUAUCACAAUGACUAAAAUGAAGGUAAUGUUUACAUUACAGUGGGUCUCAAAUAGUAUUUGUAAAUUAACUCAGAGGAGCUGUAAGCACACUAAAUAUAAGCAACCACCUUGCUCCAGCGGCUGUAAAUGGAGCUGGAUUAAAAUCCCUUAAAGAACCUUGACUUUGAGAUAUUUAAACAUUAUAUUUAUAGCAAUGUCUGCUUUGAGUUUCCAGUGUUCUUUGACAUCUUUAAGUAAACAAAAUGCCAUAUUUUACCAGAGAAAUCAGUACACUGCUUACGUCACAUGCAUUGAUAAGUCCUUUUUUCAUGGUUUUAACAGUAUCAGUAUACAGUGGUGACAGUGAUGUAUAGAUCAAGUAUUAACAGUCACUGUGAAUAUGUGUUACAGACUGCUGUGAGCCACAAGAAUGAACCAACCUACUAAAAGUUGGUCUUGGCUUAGCUUCAGCUUAAAAUCUAGUCCUAAAUUGAUAUAGAAUAAAGGCCUCUGAAUGGUAGUUUAACCUGUAGAAACUAUUUGUAUGAACAACUAUGGAUUUAAAUGAGACUUAAACAGGACUGCAUAUGUCUCUGGUACAUUUUAUGUAGCCUACAGUAACAAUUAUCUACACGCUUUAAAGCAAAAAAAGAGAGAGAGAAUUUGGUUCUACAUUCUAGUUAGUGACCGGAAUGUUCUCUCCAGAGUUGUGAUGGAUUUUAAACUACACCCAAGUUUUGCGUAAAAUAGAUUUAUUUAUAGAUUUAUUAUUUAUAAAAGCUUUGGCAUCUGAUCAUCGUAAAACAGCUUUACACCAUUAUAAAGGUUACUUGACUCUGUGUGAGCUGUUUGUUAAUGUCCUUUAAUCUUCUCUUUCUAACUCAUUGAUAAAUUCUUGAUAAUGCAUUGUGGUCCACCCAACAUCCUGCUUAAGAUAGGAUGACUACUGAGCUUCAAUAUGGAGAGCUUUCAGCUCUAUUUCCCACUACUUGUUUGUUAAACAGUGAUUGACUUUGAACUUAUUUACAACUUACUUAUGUUGAAUGUCAAUGUAACUUUUAAAUAUUUGCAUUGAUACAAGUCAAUAUAGUUGAGGUAAGACAUUUUAUGUUGAAAAUAUCAAUUUUUUCAAUUGAGUGGGACUUACAACCUAUUAUAUAUUAUUGACAGUGCAGGUUAACUAUUUUUUGUUUCUUUCCCAUCAAUCUUUAAUCAUAUAGCGACAAUUCAUAACAAGUGUUAUCUCGAGACACUUUACAAAAAGCAGGUAAAAUACCUUACUCAUUGUUAUGAUACAAAAAGCAGGUAAAAGACCUUACUCAUUGUUAUGUUACAAAAAGCAGGUAAAACAUCUUACUUAAUGCUAUAUUCCAAAGACCCAAGGUUAGUCCAUCAUGACCGUAGCACUUUGCAACAUUUAGCAAAAUUUACAGUGGCAAGAAAAAACGUCCUUUAAGAGGCAGAAAAGGGGGGCAGGCCAUCCACCAACUAAUGUCUUUGAGAUUAUUUUUCUAUAGACCUUACACUCAGUGUAAGUAAAACAUAUAAUGCUGUGCCCUUUUUCCGUCUUGUGUAAAGAGAACUUUUCAAAGGUUUUAGGCAUACUACAAAUUGAUGGGCACCUUUUCUGCCCUUUAAUUCUCUUGAGUAUUUUCUGAAUAGUUUUAUAUAUUCAAGGUAAGCUGUUGAAAAAAUACUGGAAAGUAAAAGUUAUAUUUUCCCCAUUUACAUUUUAUUUGAUAAUGUGCCAUUCUGUACAAUGUAUUGCACCUCCUUUAAAGUCACUCCUUUUUCCUGCUGUACUAGCCAUUAAUCUUGAUUUAUAAAAAAAAAAAGGGGGGGGUGUUAUGUAACAAAUCAUGUCGGCUCAGAGUAUGAAUAGAAACAUUACUUGUAAUUGGGAGAAUGUUCUGAAAUAUUAUGUCUUCAGUUGGGGGAUUUUAUAAUUCUCCAUCACAGUUUUUUCUUAUUUUUUUCCCACUGUGAGUUUCUGCCUGUUUUUAAGUGUUUGUGCCAUUUUCGGGAAUAAGCAGAAAGCUUGAACCAACAUGUUCUUUAUGUUGCAUAACAUAAUGUGCAUGUUGACCAACAGGAGUGAUAUAAUAUAACCGGAAGGAAUGAAUUUUCCUGUUUAAGGGGAAGAGAAGCAGUAAGUUACACAAUUAAAACAACAUUUAAAUCUAGGUGGUGCGUGCAUUUAUUGGACACUGAUAAGUUGUUCAUUAUACAUCAGCAUACAUACUGUAAAAUUCUAACAGACCCAGUAAUGCUUUUCACAGUUAUUAAAAUGAGGUUGUUGAUACAAUAUGCAAUUUUCAAUUUAAACAUGAAUGUAUUUCUAUAGGUUUGCUCAAAAUUAACCUUGUUUUAAUUGAUUUCAAGUAUAAACUUUUAAUUAAAAUGACCCAAUAAAUAAAACAUUGCAAUAAUA